Sphaeroforma arctica JP610 is the source of this 194-nucleotide messenger RNA. RefSeq lists its product as hypothetical. The record is from RefSeq and is a predicted model, not a curated record. The annotation marks the transcript as partial. The transcript has a single exon. Lineage: Eukaryota; Ichthyosporea; Ichthyophonida.
CCUGUAAUAAUUGUGUAUCCACCUUUUCACUCGGCAGUUGGAUGUAUCGGAUCACUGAGCCACGGAUAAAACAGUCCCGCACGCACAUCUACAAGGAAGGAGCCAUUCAGCAGAUUAUAGAGCAAAAAGGAAAAUAUAGUCAAAAACACAAGGCUAACAUAGAUCGUAUUCAGGGUGGUAAGCAAUCCAGCUAA